This is a messenger RNA of Epithele typhae, 1461 nucleotides long. Its product is annotated as aspartic peptidase domain-containing protein. Gene Ontology annotation, biological process: proteolysis. Gene Ontology annotation, molecular function: aspartic-type endopeptidase activity. Bases 1 to 1461 code for a protein of 486 amino acids. The record is from RefSeq and is a predicted model, not a curated record. Lineage: Eukaryota; Fungi; Basidiomycota; Agaricomycetes; Polyporales; Epitheliaceae. The transcript is spliced from 7 exons.
AUGCACCUUCUCCCUCACUCUCUCGCUCUCUCCUGUCUGCUUUCGAUCGCGACCCAGCAAGCGGUUGCUGCGCCAAGCGCUCCUGCAACACGACGCGCAGCAGCACCCCAGACCAUCCCUCUCGUUCGCCGUUCCCGCUCCUCCCACAACAGCACCGAGUGGCUCCUUUCCCAGAAGCAUGGCAUUGAGUCCAAGUACACCUCCUCUGGCCAGUCGCGUAAGCGCGCCAACGGCUUGAACCUCCUCACGAACCAGAACGCGGACUCCAGCUACUACGGCUCGAUAGCGGUGGGUACGCCCGCCAUCUCGUACAAUGUCAUUCUCGACACGGGCUCCGCGGACCUCUGGCUCGCCGCGUCGAGCUCCGGGCUGUCGUCAAACUCCCUCAGCGGCAUUUCGAUGUUCAACUCCUCUGCCUCCUCCUCUUUCAAGGACCUCGAGACAAACUUCUCAAUCAGCUACGGCUCCGGCUCUGCACGGGGGACGCUGGGUCAGGAUGUUGUUCAGUUCGCGGGUUUCGAGGUCCAGAAACAGACGUUUGGCGUCGUCACACAGGUUUCCGACAACCUGCUGACCUCGCCAGUUUCCGGUCUCAUGGGUCUCGGCUUCUCGACGAUAGCCUCAUCGGGAGCCACGCCUUUCUGGGAGGCUCUCGCAAAUGCCGAUCGGACUCUGGACUCCCCUUUGAUGGCGUUCCAGCUUACUCGGUUCAUUGAUGUUGCCAAAGCCCAGACCUUGGAACCUGGAGGCACCUUCAACCUUGGUGCCGUGAACAGUUCGUUGUUCACCGGCGACAUUGACUACCAGAGUAUCCCAAGUGGCGAGGAGGGUUACUGGAUCCAAGAGCUUGCCGGUCUCGCGGUCAACGGCGAGUCUGUGAGCCUCCCUUCCGGCUCCAGCUCGUAUGCGGCCAUCGACACUGGCACCACGCUCGUCGGCGGUCCAGACCAGUACAUCUCCGCCCUCUACGCUCAGAUCCCCGGUAGCCAAGCCUUGACUGGCGAAAACGCUGGCUACUACACAUACCCAUGCAGCACCAACGUGAACGUCACGAUGCGUUUUGGCUCGUCGUCCAUCUCCUGGCCGAUCUCCAACGCGGACUUCCUGCUCACGCAGGCCUCCGCCACACUCUGCGUCGGCGCCUUCUUCUCGCUCGACACCUCCGGCACCUCCGCGCCUCCAUGGAUCAUCGGCGACACCUUCCUCAAGAACGUCUACACCGUCUUCCGCUCCUCGCCCGCCUCCGUCGGCUUCGCCACCCUCUCCAGCACCGCGACCGCGAUGAACGGCGCGCUCGGCUCCGCGCCGAGCGCGACCAUCGGCAGCGUCGUUGCGAGUGUCACGGGCACUCCGACGACCGACCGCUCGUCGACCACGAGCAACCCCGCGCGCCGCUUGACCGCCAGCGUGGGGGUCGUCGCGCUCGCAGUUAGCGCGCUCGGGUCCCUGUUCGCGCUCUGA